Molecule: messenger RNA, 9116 nt
Organism: Gigantopelta aegis
Lineage: Eukaryota; Metazoa; Mollusca; Gastropoda; Neomphalida; Peltospiridae
Product: transportin-1-like
Exons: 22
Coding region: 19-2685 (888 amino acids)
Biological process (GO): protein import into nucleus
Cellular component (GO): nucleus; cytoplasm
Molecular function (GO): nuclear import signal receptor activity; small GTPase binding
Source: RefSeq, a predicted model, not a curated record
AGUACACGUGAAAUCAAAAUGGCGUGGCAGCCAGAAGAAAGUGGACUUGGACAGAUUUUACAAUUACUUAAACAAUCGCAAUCACCAGACACAGCCACUCAACGAGCGGUUCAACAAAAAUUGGAGGAGCUUAACAGAUAUCCUGAUUUCAACAACUAUCUCAUUUUUGUGCUGACAAAACUGAAAACUGAAGAUGACCCAACCAGGUCACUUAGUGGUUUGAUUUUGAAAAAUAAUGUUCGUGCUCAUUUCGAGAAAUUUCCUGCCGAGGUGACAACAUUUAUCAAGCAGGAAUGUCUGAACAGUAUAGGCGACCCGUCGCCAUUGAUUCGAGCAACCAUUGGCAUUCUGGUGACGACGAUCGUAGCCAAGGGAGAGCUGAGAAACUGGCAGGAGUUGCUGCCGACUCUUUGCCAGUCGUUGGAUUCUGAGGACUAUAACCUCUGUGAGGGUGCCUUUGGAGCUCUUCAAAAGAUAUGCGAGGACUCUGCAGAAACUCUUGACAGUGACGUGGUUAACAGGCCUCUGAAUAUUCUGAUUCCAAAGUUUUUGCAGUUUUUCAGACACCAGAGUCCCAAGAUCAGGUCCCAUGCUAUUGCUUGUGUGAACCAGUUCAUCAUCAGCCGGACACAAGCUCUGAUGCUGCACAUUGACACCUUUAUAGAGAACCUGUUUUUCCUGGCGACAGAUGAAGACCAGGAGGUCCGGAAGAACGUGUGUCGUGCUCUGGUGAUGCUUGUGGAAGUGCGAAUGGAUCGCCUCAUACCGCACAUUAACAACAUCAUUGAGUACAUGAUGCUGCGAACUCAAGAUGACGACGACACAGUGGCUCUGGAAGCGUGCGAGUUCUGGCUGUCUCUCGCCGAACAGCCGCUGUGUAAAGACGUUUUGUCGUCUCACAUAGAACGACUGGUUCCCAUCCUUGUUAAAGGAAUGAAGUACUCGGAAAUAGACAUUAUAUUAUUAAAGGGAGACGUAGAGGAGGAUGAAAUGAUUCCUGACAAAGAGUCUGACAUUAAGCCGAGGUUUCACAAGUCCAAGACGCACAGCCAGAAACAUCAAGAAGAUGGAGAAGAGGACGGUGAUGCCUCCGAUGAUGGCUUUGAUGACGACGACAGUCUUUCGGAUUGGAAUCUAAGAAAGUGUUCUGCUGCCGCUCUCGAUGUGCUGGCCAACGUCUUUCACGAGGACAUCCUGCCCAUCCUGCUGCCCAUCCUCAAAGAGACUCUCUUCCACCAGGACUGGGAGAUCAAAGAGUCUGGAAUCCUGGUGCUGGGAGCGAUUGCCGAGGGCUGUAUGAACGGGAUGGUGCCCCACCUGCCCGAACUCAUCCCGUAUCUCAUCGGCUGUCUCUCUGACAAGAAGGCCUUGGUGCGGUCGAUCACCUGCUGGACUCUCAGUCGAUACGCUCACUGGGUGGUGGGGCAGCCGCAUGACAGCUUUCUCAAACCGUUGAUGACUGAGUUACUGAAGCGAGUUCUGGAUGCCAACAAGCGAGUUCAGGAGGCAGCAUGCUCAGCAUUUGCCACGCUGGAAGAGGAAGCGUGUACAGAACUCGUUCCCUAUCUCGGCUUCAUUCUGGAAACACUCGUGUUUGCCUUCAGCAAGUACCAACAUAAAAAUCUGUUGAUUCUUUAUGAUGCUAUUGGAACUCUGGCCGAUUCUGUUGGACACCAUCUUAACAAGCCAGAAUAUGUAAAUUUGCUGAUGCCUCCAUUAAUACAGAAAUGGAACAUGUUGAAGGAUGAAGACAAAGACCUCUUUCCUCUGUUGGAGUGUCUGUCCAGUGUAGCGACGGCUCUGCAGUCUGGCUUUCUGCCGUACUGUGAACCGGUGUACAGGCGGUGUGUGUCACUCGUUGAACAGACCAUCAACCAGUGCUUUAAAAACUCCAACACCCCAGAUCAGUACGACCCACCAGAUAAAGAUUUUAUGAUCGUGGCACUGGACCUGUUGAGUGGAUUAGCUGAGGGGCUGGAGCAUCACAUUGAGGGGCUGGUUGCCAACAGCAACAUUCUCAAACUGCUAUUCCAGUGCAUGCAGGAUCCCAUGCCUGAAGUUCGACAAAGCUCUUUUGCUCUGCUUGGAGAUCUCACCAAGGCUUGCUUCCAGCAUGUUAGACCCUGCAUUGGAGAUUACAUGCCCAUCCUUGGAGCUAAUCUUAAUCCUGAAUUCAUAUCCGUCUGCAACAAUGCGACGUGGGCAAUUGGAGAAAUUUCGAUCAAAAUGAAUUCCGACAUGCAGCCGUAUGUUUCGGUAGUGCUGGGGCACCUGGUGGACAUCAUCAAUCGCUCGAACACCCCAAAGACACUGCUCGAAAACACAGCCAUAACAAUUGGUCGCCUUGGUUUAGUAUGUCCGCAAGAAGUCGCCCCUAUGUUACAACAGUUUAUCAGGCAGUGGUGCACAUCUCUGCGCAACAUCCGGGACAACGAAGAGAAAGACUCGGCCUUCCGAGGUGUGUGUCUCAUGAUCGGCGCCAACCCAGCUGGCGUCAUCCAGGAUUUCAUCUUCUUCUGCGAUGCCGUUGCAUCCUGGGUACAUCCCAAGCCUGACCUCAAGGAUAUGUUCUGUAAGAUUCUUCAUGGCUUCAAGAACCAAGUGGGUGAAGAAAACUGGACUAAAUUCUCUGACCAGUUCCCUACUCCCUUAAAGGAAAGACUUUCUGUCAACUAUGGGGUCUGAACAUUGAAAUCUCAAAGGGGUCAACUGGGAUCUAGUGCUCACAGUGACAGUGAGCGCCAAAUACGGGGCCGCGGGGAGGGCCAGUCAGGAGGGGGGAACCCUACAGCCAGGGGGCCGGGUCAUGCCACCAACGCGUGAUGCCGCAGUUGGCACUAAUCUGAUCUAUGGGUGGGAACGCGUCAUGGGAGGGGUCAUCGUACAUCGUCCAUCGUCCUCUUAUGUGAAACAGGAAUGUUGCACACACAACAACAACAUGUCUAUUUGCAUGUUACGCUAGGUACAAUUGAACUAAUUUUACAGCUUUGUCGUACUACGGGCAAACCUCUACAGAAUUUACCAAUAACAAGUUGAGCAUGGUAGGAAAAAAGCAUGUUAUGAUUCUCUCUUUUAGUGUUGUAGACACCUUGGUGAACGUUUCUUUAUCAGUAAAAUGUCUGUUCAUCACAAUUCGUGUAAUGUUCCAAAAGUGAGCCAUCGCAUGUGGCCGCUGUUUGAAGUUAUACAUGUUGUUGUUUUUCAAAGCCAUGAUGUGGCAUGCAUGAAAAAGCUUAAUUGUGGAAUGCACAUUCAUAUAUCGAUGUGUUUUUCAUCCCUUUAUUUUUACGAGACCGUUUGGAAAGAAAAACAUGGAAUUCUUUUCUUUUGGCCUUUUUGUAUUAGAUGAAUGCACAUGUAUAAUUGGAGACGAGAGAAAACAACAAACGUCAUCAAGAUUUAGAACAUUUUUAUUUAAAUGUGUCUGAGAAUUUUCUGUUUAUUUUAUGAAAAGUGGUGUACUGGAACAUCAGGUAAAGUUUAAUUUUUGUAUAAAGCUUCAAUUCGGAGCUAAGGAAUUCAAUCAAUGUUUUAACUUUUUCUUGACAACAAAGUGUUACGGCUGUGCAUCUGUGAAUAUUAGGUUAAUUAAUUUAAACCAUUUAUGAGUAGCACAAGAUAUAUAUGAGAAUUUUUUUUUUCAGUAUUGCACUUCUAAAAAAAAUGAACAUUUUACUUACUAUGUCUUUUUUUCACCAUGAAUUGUUAGCAAAUAUCGAUGAAAUAUUGGGAGCUUGUCGUAAUUAAAAUGGGGAAAGAAGCAAUGUUGGCUCUGAAAGAAACGGAUUACAUCAGACAUCUUUUGUUUAGGUUAAUAAAUUUAAGCUUUUUGAACACUUUGGAAACUCUUGGCACAGUUUGUUUUUACCAGUUGUGAACUAACGACGGUGGUGUUCUAUAAAUGAAGAUGAUCUGAUUGGAUCUUGCUUCAAGUGAGCAAAAUCCACUAGGAUGGUGAAGCCUUUAGGAAAAAUUCACUUUUUUUUAACAUCGUUAAAAUGGCAAAGCGUUACCCCUAAGCACUUAUCAGCAGUGAGUUGUAGAGUCCAUCAGUUUGGACGUGGGAGCAAAAUGCACCAACAUUGGGAACAAAGCUGUUCCGUGUAUUCUAAGUUGGCACAUAGCCAGGGUUGGAAGAAUCGUAAACCCUUGCAUCAUAUGAUAGUUUCUGCACCGCACCACACAGUACGGCUGAGCAGAUUUAUUUUAAUUGAAGAUUAGCUGUGGUUCUCAGCUAGUGACUCCUGUCAUCUGUAAACUGUAAUGUCUGAUGGGCACAAUUGACAAAUGUUUGGCAUGAUCAUUUAAAAAUACAUUUUUAAAUUUGCUUUAUUUAGUCCUGUGAUAAUGAAAAUAUAUUUGCUAUAGCACUGAUUGCAUUGUGUUAAUUGUUUUGGUUCAGUAAUGUCAAAUAGCCAAUGGAUUAUUGAUUAAUAAAUAUACUCUAGUAGUGUCUUCCAACAAAAUGUAAUACCAGAAAAAAUAUUCUUCAGAAAAAAUUCUGAACAUCCUUGAUUGGAUUUCUUAAUUCCAUAAAGAGCAAAAAAAUGUCCUGAAAAUUAAUUGAAAGCUUGUGUCAAAUUGUGCUAAACAUAUUUUUAGAGUUGCUUUAAAGUAAAAAAAAUUAAAUUAAAACUUUCCACCAUCUAAUUGGCUUCCAUUUUGAAUAGAUGUUUUAAAAAAUAAUAAAAAAUUACUCAAAGGGUAAAACAGGAAUACAUUUUACAUGCCUGUAUUCCUGCCUGUGGAAUGAUAGCACAUUAGUUGUGUGUAAUAUCUGGAGACCUGUGUUGCUUUUAUCUACAUCAUUGUAUUUAAUGUCCCAAGUUUGUUUGCAGUGCCCAUCAGACUUUAGUGAACCAUCCUGCCUGUCAUUGUGUUGAUAUUCUUUGAGAACAGAAUUACCAAGUAUAGGAAUGUGCACUGUCAAAUUGCUAUUUUGAGUUUCUGGCUGAUAUUAUCCAUUCAAGAAUUUCAAUAUUAUGAGUAUUAAAUAUUUUUAAACAAGCCUGUAUUGUUUUGUAUAUGUCAAUUUUGUAUAUAAUUAUACAUAUAUAUAUAUAUGUUUGUUUUUUUAUUAUAUAUUUUUGGCAAUACAGGCUUUGUUAUUUUUUAGGUGUAAUAUAUAUAUAUACAUACAUAUAUAAUAUAGCUUUGUAUAGUUGUUCUGAUAGAAUAACUAUUUUUAAAUAAAUCUGGUUAUGUAGUGGUUAAAGUAUUUUUCAGUGAAUAGAAGUGUAUGGAAAUGUUUUCACCUCAAGGAUUUGAUGGUAUCUGGAUUUGAGUAGUUACGAAUGCAAGGUAAAGAUCAAACGGGCUAUUCGUCAUAAUAGGCCGUGAUAGGAUAGGUAUUUAUAUUGGAAAAUUCCAUCUGAAAAUGGCAAAAACAUUUACAACAGAAAAUGCUGCAAGAAGCUAGUAUUAACCGAGGAAACAUUUAGUUUAGACAUGCAAAAGUUUGAGAUCAUUGAAAAGGGGUUAGUCCAUGGGUUACAGCUAUAGAUGAUAGUUUUACCUCUGCAUUAAAGCUAAUUGACUUCCUGGUAAGACACUACUGCUAAUCUGGGACUUGUAUUUUUGACACAAUAAGACACCUGCUUCCUACUCUAGUUGUUUUAUUGCAUACACUUUGUGGGAUUGAGGGGAGGAAUUGUAAAGUGUGGGAUUGAGGGGAGGAAUUGUAAAGUGUGGGAUUGAGGGGAGGAAUUGUAAAGUGUGGGAUUGAGGGGAGGAAUUGUAAAGUGGGGGAUUGAGGGGAGGAAUUGUAAAGUGGGGGAUUGAGGGGAGGAAUUGUAAGGAUGAAAGAACUUUAAAAAAAAAGAAGAAGAAAUCCUGCUCAUUUAAUGUGAUGAUGUUAAUCUGUUGUUAAUAUUUAAAAGUUUUACUGACACCAUUUCAUACAUUUUACUACUUUUUAAAAAGCAAGUCUGAAUACUAUCUGUGACUUUAAUUCAAAUCUGUUAAUCCAUAAAAAUUUAGGGAAAAGCACCAUUUAAACAAUAUUUUAAAAGUUACCAGACUGCUGUAACAGAAUGAUUGUGUAAUAUGAUAAUUUAAUUUUUAAGAAAUAUGCUCAUAUAUUAUAGGCUAAUUAACUACGGGUAUGCCUAGACUCUAUAGACUAACUGAGGGUAUGCCUAGGCACUAAGGACUAAUUAAUGGAGGGUAUGCCUAGGCACUAUAGACUAAUUAACUGAGGGUAUACCUAGGCACUAUGGACUAAUUAACGGAGGGUAUGCCUAGACACUUCUAGACUAAUUAACUGAGGGUAUGUCUAAACGCUGUGGACUAAUUAACUGAGGGGUAUGCCUAGGUACUAUGGACUAAUUAACUGAGGGUAUGCCUUGGCACUAUGGACUAAUUAACUGAGGGUAUGCCUAGGUACAGUAGUCUAAUUAAUGGAUGGUAUGCCUAGAUGCUAUGGACUAAUUACCUGAGGGUAUGCCUAGAUGCUAUGGACUAAUUAACUGAGGGUAUGCCUAGGCACAGUAGACUAAUUAACGGAGGGUAUGCCUAGACGCUAUGGACUAAUUAACUGAGGGUAUGCCUAGGCACUGGACUAAUUAAUGGAGGGUAUGCCUAGGCACUAUGGACUAAUUAAUGAAGCGUAUGCCUAGGCACUAUGGACUAAUUAAUGGAGGGUAUGCCUAGGAACUAUAGACUAAUUAACUGAGGGUAUGUCUAAACGCUAUGGACUAAUUACCUGAGGGUAUGCCUAGAUGCUAUGGACUAAUUAACUGAGGGUAUGCCUAGGCACAGUAGACUAAUUAACGGAGGGUAUGCCUAGACGCUAUGGACUAAUUAACUGAGGGUAUGCCUAGGCACUAUGGACUAAUUAAUGGAGGGUAUGCCUAGGCACUAUAGACUAAUUAACGGAGGUAUGCCUAGGCACUAUGGACUAAUUAAUGAAGGGUAUGCCUAGGCACUAUGGACUAAUUAAUGGAGGGUAUGCCUAGGCACUAUGGACUAAUUAAUGGAGGGUAUGCCUAGUCACUAUAGACUAAUUAACGGAGGUAUGCCUAGGCACUAUGGACUAAUUAAUGAAGGGUAUGCCUAGGCACUAUGGACUAAUUAAUGGAGGGUAUGCCUAGGAACUAUAGACUAAUUAACUGAGGGUAUGUCUAAACGCUAUGGACUAAUUAACUGAGAGUAUGCCUAGGCACAGUAGACUAAUUAACGGAGGGUAUGCCUAGAUGCUAUGGACUAAUUAACUGAGGGUAUGCCUAGGCACUAUGGACUAAUUAAUGGAGGGUAUGCCUAGGCACUAUAGACUAAUUAACGGAGGUAUGCCUAGGCACUAUGGACUAAUUAAUGAAGGGUAUGCCUAGGCACUAUGGACUAAUUAAUGGAGGGUAUGCCUAGGAACUAUGGACUAAUUAACUGAGGGUAUGCCUAGGCACAGUAGACUAAUUAACUGAGGGUAUGCCUAGGCACAGUAGACUAAUUAACGGAGGGUAUGUCUGACGCUAUGGACUAAUUAACUGAGGGUAUGCCUAGGCACAGUAGACUAAUUAACGGAGGGUAUGCCUAGCCGCUAUGGACUAAUUAACUGAGGGUAUGCCUAGGCACAGUAGACUAAUUAACGGAGGGUAUGCCUAGACGCUAUGGACUAAUUAACUGAGGGUAUGUCUAAACGCUAUGGACUAAUUAAUUGAGGGUAUGCCUAGGCACAGUAGACUAAUUAACUGAGGGUAUGCCUAGACGCUAUGGACUAAUUAACUGAGAGUAUGCCUAGGCACAGUAGACUAAUUAACUGAGGGUAUGCCUAGACACUAUGGACUAAUUAACUGAGGGUAUGCCUAGGCACAGUAGACUAAUUAACUGAGGGUAUGCCUAGGCACAGUAGACUAAUUAACUGAGGGUAUGCCUAGGCACAGUAGACUAAUUAACUGAGGGUAUGCCUAGACACUAUGGACUAAUUAACUGAGGGUGUAAUGAUGAGAACCAACUUGUUGAUUGAAGAUCGAUAGAACGUUCAUUUGAGAGAAUGUGGAGUGUUAAUGGAUUUUGACUUUGGAUGUUAGCCGUGUGUUAUAAGACCAACUGCUUUUUAAGAUGGGAAGAUUGGUGGUGAUGAUUGAAGGGUUAGAAAUUUAAAAUUCUUGAAUGGAUAAGCUAUGUAUUGAGAGUUUGAAAAUAUACUUUUUAAAGCAUUUCUAUAGUAUUCUUAAUCGACUGAUGACUGCUAUGGUGUAAAGUUGAAAGAACAUUCCAUGUUUUAUUUUUUUAUCAGUAUCAAAUCACUUUAAUAAUAAAAUGAAAUAAGCACAAUUGAAAUUGAUUGCUUUAGUGUUUUAGUUAACCUGAAACUAUGGGAUGCAUAAGUAACUGAAAGCUUAGCUAAGUUUUAUUUGGAAAAGAUUGUUAAAUUUAUUUUAAACCAGUUUUAUUAAGUUAUUUGAGAAAUAACUAAAAGAUGAAUGAUAUCUAACAUGUAGUAUUCUCUAUUUGAACAAAAAUAUCUGACUAACAUCAAUACCAACAAACUUAUUCUUCAGAAGAAAUUUGUAUUGUAAGUUCAUAGUGGUUGGAGAAAGAAAAUUUGUUCUGCAUUAUUUCAAAUCCACAUUAAAAAGAAAAAUUGAAGUCAUUUUAGUUUCUAUUAUUUUAAUUUAAUUUGAUUUUGAAUUGAAUUCAGAAUAAGAGAAUCUCAAUUCAUUAGUCCGAAAGGUUUCAGCCAGAACUUAGCUGUUUGCCAGUGUUCUCAAAGAAUUGGUGCAGAAGAAUGCAUUUAAGAUGCCAUCUUGUUUUCAAGACGUGUGAUAAUAAAAAUACCCUUUGUCUGUGAUUAUUUUGGGGGAAUGUAUAGAUAUGUAUAUGUGACUUGGUUGUGUAUUUUUAGGGAUAUUAGAUUUUUAUUUUUUUUAUUAUUUAUUAAUAUUAUGAUUAUUUGUUUUUGUACUGCUUCGAGAGGAAUUUUAAUUAAGAGUAAACCACAAGAUGUUAAUGUGGUUUUAUUGUUAUAGAAACCACUCUAUCAAGUGUUCCGUGGCCACCUUGUAAUGUCAAACAUGUAUGUUCAAACGGGAUUGAUUUGUAAUGUUCAUCUCAUUGUGUACAGUGAAGUGACCUUUUAAAUUGCAUGUAUGUAGUGUCAAAUAAAUUCUGUAAAAUGG